Messenger RNA from Seminavis robusta, 1708 nucleotides. Lineage: Eukaryota; Bacillariophyta; Bacillariophyceae; Naviculales; Naviculaceae. The record is from the annotation of a GenBank genome assembly.
AUGAAAAAGCUCGGUCCAGGUAGCAGGAAGUAUGAAGAUGACACCCAAGAAGCAACAAGACUGAUACGUCGAGCGGCGUUUGCGCAUAACUCCACGAACAUCGUUGGUGCACCGAUGGCUAGUUUCUUGUUGCGCAAUCACCAACGUUUUUACUUCUCCCAUGAGUUCGUAUAUUGCCCUCUGAAGGACAUAUUGAGGUUGCUGAACAAAGAAGCAAUCACAGUGGAUGCAAAGCUGUCGUCGGACGGAAGUCUGUUCUUCGAGAAUCAAGCAUUUCAUUAUCUCUGUCGCAGCACAGACCUGGAGUCCUUGUCAGUUCGUCAAUUUUAUGAAGGUUACUUUGCCUGGGACAUGACAAAGGCGAAAAAGAAGCGUAAGAGGAACGGCGAAAAGACAUUCUGGCGGUUCGAGAACAUGGAUCAUUUCAUCCAUCCAUCAUCGAAGCAAUUGAAGAAGAAGAAAGGGACGUAUGGAUUGCCCAGUCAAUGUGCUGUGAAAUCGGAUAAGAACAAAUUGAUCAAGGUUACUCAGUGGGAUUUUCCAGACACAAGCCUUUUUCGAGCGAACAUGCUUACGUGUCCACAGGAUCAAAUCAGUAUCAAAAUGGAACAGUACUGCCAGAGCGCUUUGUCGCUACUCAUGCCCUUUCGAUCCCAAUCUGAUUUUGUUCCUAUCGGGUACAGUGGUCGGAAACCCUACACGAAUAUACUCAGAGAAGCGCACAAUGAUGAUGAAACGAAACGUCAACAAGAUGACAUGCCAACCGUCUUCACCGAUGAAAACAUUAGAUUCCUUCAAAACUUACAAGACUGCGCACACAACUUCACACGGCACAAGGUGUCGAACGAUGACCUGCAAUCCGUAACGGAACCAUAUUGUCCACCAGACUGUGUCCGAGUGCAAGAGCAAGAUGAUGAUUCAGAUGAAGAAGAAGGAUCCGACGACAUUCCUUUUCCUAGUUUCUUCAAUCAGCUCGACGAAGAUGUGACAGAUGAAGAGUUCAUGUUCCUUGAAGCCACGAUGCAGGGGUACUCGUUUGAUAGCAUCAUGCUUAAACGGAAGAAGCAAACGGAAGAUGCUGACACGGUGAAGCUACCAAUUCCUACCAAUGAUUGCGAAGACCCAAUGGGAGCGGAAGGAGACUUUGUUGAGUAUACUGUUCACAUACAAAGUCAUACCGUCGCGGACGCAACCGGUGCCGGAAUAGGCCAUGGUCAAAAGCCAUUUCACAUUCGUGAUAUUGUUGAGGUUCUGUUGACUAAGACUACCGCACGAGCCAGGGAAGCAAUUUUUGAAUACAACAAAGGAGCGAAGGUGCAUGAAGCAAACGGAUCUAUCGCUAGUAUCUUGGAAUGGGCGAGUGCAGGAAAACUUGACCCGCUACAACGGCGUGCGUUCGAGGCCAUUAUAUCGGCCUUUCUGUUGACAUUCUAUGAUGAGGUGGUAGACGAGGAGAACGAUGGCUUAAUUGAAUUCACUGUGAUCGAGAAGUAUCGCAAUACGAAGAAAAACCUGAAACUAUUGAAAGGAGGCGAAGGAACCCAGCUCAUAUGUCUUGUCCACGGUCCUGGAGGCAGUGGCAAAACUACCGUGAUCAACCUUACCACAGCCUACGCACGCGAAUUCUGUAAACUGAUUGGCUCUGAAUUCACUUCACGAACGAUAGUUAUUACAGCCUUAUCAGGCGUAGCCGCUACGUUACUUCACG